AUGUGCAAACAUAUUCUUAACGCCCAGGUGUCUAUAAGAACUCAGUGCUGCCGAAAAUGGUACGACUGCCCACAGUGCCAUCUUGAGAAUGAAGAUCAUCCAUUAAAAAAAACCCUCGAUCUUACUAUGAUUUGCAAAAAAUGUAAAAAGGCAUUCCGCAAGGAUCUUACGGAUUUUGACGAAGCUGAUCAAUUCUGCCCGUAUUGCGACAACGAAUAUUUCAUUCCUGCCGUCACAGGAAAUGCGCCAGCGCCACAGAAGGACUCUGACGCCAUACAAAAUGACAAUUCAGGCCCAGAGACUUUAGAAGAAGCUCGUCUCAAGAAGAUUUCGAACUUAGAUCCGCGCAUGAUUCGUGAUGAAGAUCUAGAUAAGCUGGACGAAGAGCUAUUGGGCUUUGAGCCUGAUUACACAACUCGGUUGGGUUAA
Magnusiomyces paraingens is the source of this 429-nucleotide messenger RNA. RefSeq lists its product as uncharacterized. The record is from RefSeq and is a predicted model, not a curated record. Gene Ontology annotation, biological process: protein import into mitochondrial intermembrane space. The transcript has 3 exons. Gene Ontology annotation, cellular component: mitochondrial intermembrane space. The coding region runs from base 1 to 429 and encodes 142 amino acids. Gene Ontology annotation, molecular function: zinc ion binding. NCBI's taxonomy places the organism in Eukaryota, Fungi, Ascomycota, Dipodascomycetes, Dipodascales, Dipodascaceae.